Venustampulla echinocandica is the source of this 1230-nucleotide messenger RNA. RefSeq lists its product as uncharacterized. Gene Ontology annotation, biological process: secondary metabolite biosynthetic process. Bases 1 to 1230 code for a protein of 409 amino acids. Gene Ontology annotation, molecular function: FAD binding; monooxygenase activity. NCBI's taxonomy places the organism in Eukaryota, Fungi, Ascomycota, Leotiomycetes, Helotiales, Pleuroascaceae. The record is from RefSeq and is a predicted model, not a curated record. The transcript is spliced from 4 exons.
AUGUCGACACAAGGCAAUUCUAACAGCACGGUGGCGCCCAAUUUUGAGGUUCUAAUUGUGGGUUCGGGGAUCGCGGGGCUAUCGGCCGCGAUAGCAUGUAGAGAGAAGGGGUUCAAUGUCACGAUCUUGGAAGCGGCUGCGGAAUUCACACAUGUUGGAGCUGGGAUCUUCCUCGGCGGCAACGCGUCCAGCAUCCUCUGCCACUGGGGUCUUCGCAAGCAGAUGGACAAAUGCGCGGCCCGCCAGAAACGCACCAUAUUUGUAAACCAUGACGAGGGCAAGACCCUCAAGGUUGCGGAGUACGCGGAGCUAGAGAAGCAGAUCGGAUUCCCGCUGUGGCAGCUGCAUCGCGCGGAUCUGCAUGAUGUGCUGCUGGCGAGGGCGCAAGAGCUGGGUGCGGUGUUCAAGAUGGGCCAUUCAGUCAAGACGUAUGACUGGGAGAGGCCCAGUGCGCUACUGGACGACGGGACGAGCAUCGCUGCAGAUGUGAUUAUGGCUGCUGAUGGAUACAGGUCAUAUGCGAGAUCCAACAUGCUCGGCCGAGUCGACGAGCCUCGUCCCAGCGGAAAUUCUGCUUUCCGUGCACUGAUCCCUUGCGAGCUCCUCGCAGGAGACCCGUCAUUGAAGCCCAUCAUCAACUGGGAGGACCAGACAACCUACGUAUGGGUCGGAGCCGGUUGUCAUGUCGUCGGAUAUCCAGUUCGCGAAGGCAAGUUCUAUAACAUCGUGCUUACGCAGCCGGCCAUCCAUACCGCGGACUCCAAGUAUGUCGUGUCAGUCGACCCUAGCGAAGUGUUGGAGCUGUAUAAAAGUUGGGAUCCGCGCCUCGUCUCUAUACUCCAGCACCUGCCGGCCGACACGCUCGAGUGGCGCCUGUGCGACCUCGAGCCCAUGGAGUCGUGUAUCUUUCAGGGCAGCAAGAUCGUACUGAUCGGCGACGCGGGCCAUGCGAUGUUGCCGUCCGCAGCCCAAGGGGCGGGCGCCAGUAUCGAGGAUGGGGCGGCAUUGGGGGAGCUAUUGGCCCGGGCGAGGGGAAAGGAGGAUAUUCCACGCGUGUUACGGACGUACCAGAAGUUAAGACAGCCAAGGUUGGCGGCUAUUGUGAGGGGGGCGAGGGCAGAUGCAAAGAGAUGGCAUGAUAAGAAGUCCACGGGGUCGGGGACGACGAGCGAGUGGUCGUGGGACUAUGAUGUUAUGACUGAGGCAAGGGAGAUUGAGUUAGAGGCUUGA